ACACACACAUUCACCCUCCCACCUCCAGCCCUUCCUUCAAGAGAAACUCCUUUUCUCCUUCCAGCAAGGUUCUGGGUGGCUGAGAGAAGGAGGAAGAUUAAACAUUAGACUACUGCUAAAAAUAAUUAAUCCAACAGCAUGAGAAUCCGACAAUCCUAAGAAGGAGUUUUCUUAUCCACAUUCACACACCAAUAAAACAAAUUCCGAAGAAGAGGAAAUUAAGAAGGAUUUAUCAGAAGCUUAUUACAAAAAAAUUGUAUUAGUGACAGAACAUAAUAUUUGGGGAAUUUCUGAGAAGCCCCAUAUAGUGUAAAGGAUAGAUCAGGCUAAGUGGAAGAAGUGAGUGUUGCUUAACGUGUUAGACACAUGACAUGCCUCCAGAGACACGUAUGUUAAUCAGCUGCACUUAUAUAAUGAAGCAGCGAUAACUUCUGACAGCUCUUGAAUGGGAAAAUCUACAACAAACCUACUCGUUGGAUUUACAAGGAAUUACAAGAAGACGAAACAUGGAUUUUUUUUUUACAUUGUAUAAAAGAAUUACUGAGCAGCGUUGAUUUGAGAUAAUCCAGCUUGUGUGGAAUCCUGCUUUAUAUGUGACAAGUAGGGGACACGAUGGGCAGUAAGUGGCUGUUGUGAUGCUGGGCAGUUCCUUCCAGAUGUUACAGCCUCUCUAGAGGUGUCCAAGUGACCUUUGCAAUAGCUGACUUGACUGUCCCAAUGGAAGAUACAGACGUAUCCACGGUCAACCCAUCUUUAUGGCUUUGUGCUUGCAACAGUAGAUUUGAUAUAAGGACAGGAGACCCCAAUAUUUACUAACAGUCUGGAUUGUCCGGGCUAAAGAGUCUCAAUGCCUUGACUGUUCUUAAGAUGAAGGUAUGGAAGAGGACAGCUCCUGCCUUGAUGUUCCUCUGUGCUGUGUUGUCCCUACUAGUUUGCACAGAAGUCUUCUCUCGGAACUGGAAAUUCAGUUCAACCUCCUCUCGGUCAGUAGUCAGUUCGUCACCAAAGAGACAACGAAGAUUCCCACGAGCCACCGAACGCAAACCACCCAUGAUAUCCCAAUACACUGCCCUUUUCGAAAGCUACACUCAAGGAGAGAUCAGAGAGCUAGUUUCUACUCUUGUAGAAAGGUACAGCCAGUCCAUACACUCUGGGGACGACCCAAAAAAUGGAGCCAGAAUGAAGAGAGCCCGUGUACGCAAACAGCCAUGCACCAUAAAGGAACUCGAAGUGAGAGUCAGCGAGCUGGGUCUGGGAUACAUAUCAGACGAAACAGUUCUGUUCCGCUAUUGCAGCGGUACAUGCGAAGCUGCCGUACGCAACUACGACCUCUCUUUACAGAGCAUACGAGGCAAAAAGAAAAUCAAAAAAGAGAAAGUGAGAGCGAGGCCUUGCUGCAGGCCUCUAGCGUACGAUGAUGAUAUCUCUUUCCUGGACUCCAAAAACCAUUACCAUACAAUCAAAGAGGUCUCAGCUAAGGACUGUGGCUGUGUCUGACAAUUGCCAGGAAAUUAACCCCAUAAAGAGGAACGGUUGUUUUCCUUCAGAGUAAACAUGUCCUCUCUCUACUGUUACACUUCAUCCUGUGGAAACAGGAAUUCACAAGCUUGUUCAUUUCUACCUCACGUAAUUGUUUAAAAGGAGAUUGGACUCUAUUGGAGCAUAGAAAGUGGUUUGAAGAGAAUUCAAAAACUUUAUAGAACUGAGGAAAUGGAGGCUCUCUACCACCUGCAAGUACUAUUCUCCCAUUGGCCUUCCAUGAAGGAAUAGACAUUUUUAGACUACUAGCAGGGAAAUAUGACUGAGAAGAUGCAGAGAAAUACAGUUUUUCUACAUAAUUGUGUUGCAUGUGCAUUGCGCUACCGAUCUAUGACCGUAAACAGAUACGUAGUACAGGGAAAAUGUUUAUCGACCCUUCUUCUACAUUCAAAGGCCAGGCACUUAUUGGGUUUUUUCUUUAAGCAAAAGAAGUUUUGCUAAAUAAAUCAUGUACAUUUUUGUCACUUUUCAUCCAAACGGAAGUGGGGACCUUUCCGCACUACAAUAAGCGGUCACUGAUUAUCUGUGCCAAAAUGAAAGCUCUCUCGCCUUCAACUUGGGAUGACUAAGACUUGUUACAUAUGUGUAUUUUCUCAUACAACUGCAAUUAGCCUAAAUACAUAAAGACCACAGAUUAUCAGCAUUAUUUAAUUAUAUACAUGUACAGUUUGCCUGUAAAUGUCAAUGAAUGCCUAUAAGUAUAGGUUGAUGUUAUUCCCAUAUUGGUAAUAUCUAUAAGUAUUAUAAAGACCUUUGACAAACAUUCAGCGUCUUGUUAUGAAAUGGCAGAAAUAUGACCCAUUAUUUUAUCUUUACAUAAAGGCAUGGUGAAAUGAUGUGUAUUUGCAUAACAUUUAGUAAGAGAGAUAUUCAACAAUAAACAUGUUGCUUUUUCCAUUAAAAAAGUGACAAUUAAUGGGAAACAUCUGGGGAUAAACAUGGAGCAACCACUUUGGCCUAUAGAUGCUUCCCCAAUAACUAAUGACUGGACUAAAUAGAUAAAAUUAAUACAAUCACUAAAUAUUAUUCAACUUUACAUAGAUAAAAUUAGUUUCAUUUACAGUUGGACCCAAAUGUACGCAUUGCUGUAUUGCACAUGUGUCCUGUAUUUGAGAAUAUCUAACACUUGCUGCCCUUUAUCCCUUUAUGUCUAGAGAGGAGGAAAAUGGGCUGGCAACCUCACAUUGAGGACAGUAAGGGGUGCACAUGUAAGUGUAGCACGUUACCUGAAUGUGCAAUCUAAUCGGAUACGCUUUUUUGUAUGUACUAGAGGUCUAUGGUAAGUAUUCAAUACGUUAUUCGUUAACAUUGUGUCUAUAUUUUAUCACAUUGCAGCCAUCUAAUUACAUCUUAUAUGGAAAUGGGUUUUUCACAUUCAUUAAUAAAACUGGCAAGGCAAUUUACUUUCUCGUUAUUAUGACACAUUUAUAUUUUAUUGUGUAUGAUUAGGACUUUUUUGCAUUUAGAACUAUCAUUGCCAACCUUAUCUCUGUAUUAUUGUUUAAUGUAAGAAUAUGACAUAGAAAGACAGUUGGAUAUACCUCAAAAUACAUGUGACUAAAAACAUAACUACAGUAAGAAUGCAAUUUGCAGCAGAAUUUUUCUGUAUACAUUCAUGUUGUAAUAAUGUGUUGGGUUCUCAAUAAGGCCCUAGAUGUAUUGUUUAUCCCAGAUAAGGUUGGCUUCUGACUUUCACUAAAAAAAAAACCUAAAGUAAGAAUUAUGGGGCCAGAUGUAAUGCCGCCUGAGCUUGGUGGCUGUGCGGGAUGCCGGACGAACUCAGAGGUUUUUUUUUUUAAA
Molecule: messenger RNA, 3339 nt
Organism: Pseudophryne corroboree (corroboree frog)
Lineage: Eukaryota; Metazoa; Chordata; Amphibia; Anura; Myobatrachidae
Gene: NRTN
Product: neurturin
Exons: 3
Coding region: 868-1497 (209 amino acids)
Molecular function (GO): receptor tyrosine kinase binding; growth factor activity; glial cell-derived neurotrophic factor receptor binding
Source: RefSeq, a predicted model, not a curated record